AAACAAUUAUUACUAUAAUUUCGUGAAUCAAAAAGUCGAAUUAGUCUGACUUUAUCGAUAAUCUUGAUAAGAGUGGUAUAGAUCAAAAGAUCUUGGCCUGACAUUGACAAGGACAAACGUAGUAAUUCUAUAACUUUUUCAUAUUUACCGAAAUUUUAAGUGUAUUUUUAUCUAUUUUUAUAUAAGAAAAGUUUUUAUUGAGAACACAAUUUUUAAAUACAGAGCUUCAAAUAUGAGCUUAACCGUAGAAAUAGUUAAAACAAUACCAUAUCCAGAUCAAAAACCAGGAACUAGUGGCUUACGGAAGAAAGUUAGUGUGUUUCAAAAAGAAAAUUAUACUGAAAAUUUUAUACAAUCUAUAUUAGAUGCAAAUGGAGAAGCGAUUGUUGGUUCGACUUUAGUUGUUGGUGGUGAUGGAAGAUAUUUUUUAGAAGAAGCCGUAGCUAUCAUAGCUAAAAUUGCAGCUGCUAACAAGGUGUCCAAAUUAAUUGUAGGACAAAAUGGUAUAUUUUCAACACCAGCGUGUUCACACAUUAUUCGAAAAUAUAAAUUAUUAGGUGGAAUACUUUUAACUGCUUCACAUAAUCCUGGUGGCCCAACGGAAGAUUUCGGCAUUAAAUUUAACUGUUCAAAUGGUGGCCCAGCUCCAGAUGCUGUUACAGAAGAAAUAUUUAGUUUAUCGAAAAAAAUUGAGUCGUAUAAAAUAGUGAACGGCUUGAAUGUGUCAUUAUCCACAAUUGGAAAACAAAGUUUUGAUGUUCAAGGUAGACAAUUUGAAGUAGAAAUUAUUGAUAGCGUUCAAGAUUAUUUAGAAUAUAUGCAAGAAAUCUUUGAUUUCGAUAAAUUGAAAACUUUGAUUAAAGGAUCUAAAGAAAGACCAUCGUUUAAUGUUUUAAUUGAUUCCAUGCAUGGAGUAACUGGACGAUAUGUAGAAAAAAUAUUUAAAGAAACAUUAGGCUGUGGAGAAAAAAAUGUUACUCGCACAAAUACAUUACCAGAUUUCGGUGGAUUCCAUCCAGAUCCAAAUUUAACAUAUUGCAAAGAAUUAGUACAAAAAUUGCAAGACGAUUGUGCUUAUGAUUUUGGAGCUGCAUUUGAUGGAGAUGGGGAUCGUAAUAUGCUUUUAGGAAAAAAAGCAUUUUUUAUAACUCCAAAUGAUAGUUUAGCAAUACUUGCGAAUAAUUUAGAAUGCAUACCUUAUUUUAAGAAAAAUGGUGUAUUUGGAUUUGCUAGAUCAAUGCCUACAGCUGCUGCUGUCGACAGGGUUGCUAAAAAAUUAAAUACAGAAAAUUUUGAAACACCAACUGGAUGGAAAUAUUUUGGUAAUUUAAUGGAUGCAGAUAGAAUAAGUUUAUGCGGUGAAGAAAGUUUUGGAACAGGGUCAAAUCAUAUUCGUGAAAAAGAUGGUAUUUGGGCAGCAUUAGCUUUCUUAUCAGUUAUUCAACAUACAGGAAAAUCUGUUCAAGAACUGUGUGAAGAUCAUUGGAAAGAAUUUGGACGUAAUUAUUUUACACGGUACGAUUAUGAAAAUUGCGCUGAAGCUCCAUGUAAAGAUAUGAUGAAACAUUUACAAGAGUUAGCUGAUACGAAAGCUUUAAUUGGUAAAUCAUUUCCAACGACCGGUCAAACUUAUACGGUGAAAGAAAUGGAUAAUUUUGAAUAUGUAGAUCCAAUUGACAAAUCUGUUGCCAAGAAUCAAGGAAUUCGAAUUAUUUUCGAAUGCGGCUCUCGUAUUAUAGUUCGUUUAUCAGGUACUGGCUCAAGUGGUGCCACAGUUCGACUUUAUGGUGAAAAUUACUCUCAAAACGAAGUUUUAAAAUCAGCUCAGGAUAUGUUGAAACCCAUUAUUGAUAUUGCUCUUGAAGUAACAAAAUUAAAAGAAUAUACUGGAAGAGAUGCUCCAACUGUUAUUACAUAAAUAAGUUUUAUUAUUUUAUGGAUAAUUUUUCAUUUUGAAUGGUUGAUUAUUGCUAAAUUCAUUUGUUAUUAUGGUAUUUCAAGCUGCAGCACAGAGAAAAUAUGUAUUUUAUUUGAAUAUAUUUGUACUU
Chrysoperla carnea is the source of this 2048-nucleotide messenger RNA. It is a transcript of the gene Pgm1, whose product is annotated as phosphoglucomutase. Gene Ontology annotation, cellular component: cytosol. Gene Ontology annotation, biological process: carbohydrate metabolic process. The transcript is spliced from 11 exons. Bases 233 to 1918 code for a protein of 561 amino acids. Gene Ontology annotation, molecular function: magnesium ion binding; phosphoglucomutase activity. Lineage: Eukaryota; Metazoa; Arthropoda; Insecta; Neuroptera; Chrysopidae. The record is from RefSeq and is a predicted model, not a curated record.